AUACAUGGAAUUCUUUCAGUUAAAAAUUAGUAAAAAUAAAAAAAAAUGGAAUAUGUUUUUGUAAUUUUAACUCCAACUUUCAAAUAACUUUGGUUGGUACUCGUGUUCUUCCCUCCUGGUAGUAUUUCUUAAUAUUAACAUCGUUGUAGAAGUAGCUAAUGAAGCUUCACUCCAUCGAUUUAAGUAGCAAUGGCGUUUCAAGACUUUGAACCAAUCUUUGCUGAACCCAAACUGGAGUGGAAACCUCACUGUUCUCAUCCUUUGCGUCCUUUUUUGUUCCAUGUUCAUCCUCCUAAUUCUUCUCACCUUGUAAUUCAUGUCACUAAUUUCCACUCUGAUACUUGGGAAGCUCAUCUUUCAGUUUCCUCGCUCGAGGACAUCAUGGAUAUUAUUGGAAUAGGGGGCUCUUGGUCUGAGUUUGCUAAUUAUUUUGUUAAUUCCCUCAAGUCAGAAGAUCUGAAGCUCGUUCUAGAGCCAAAUUCUAACUCUGAUGGUGUUAGUUCUGCUAAAUUAAUUGCUCAAAAAUCAAAAGGAAUGCCUCUAAUCACCAUUCCUCUUACUAAACUUGUGGACUCCAGUGCUAGCGAAGCUGUGUCAAAUUUAUCCUUGAGCCUCUUUAAGGCAUUCAGAAGUACCAAAUGUUCUCUUGUAGAUGUGCAAGAACGCUCUGUCCAGUUGACAAACAUGAUGGCAUCUGAGAAGGAAAGAAAUGAAACCAUACCACUGGAUCGACGGCAAAAGUUUCAAAAAAUUAGCGACUCAGAGAAAGCAGGUGUUUCUAAUAAUGGAGCACAAAACUCUCCAGAUAAGCAAAAAGCUCGGGAUACAGGCACCACAAAAGUUAAGAAUCGUGUGAUGCCAGCACAUCGCAGGACCAAAGUAAGAGGGGCCCUCUUGCGUGAUAGUGAUCCCGAGUCUUAGCCCUUAAUUCAAACCAGUUGCUCUAUAGGAAGUUAAAAUUGUCCCGUCUCUAUGUUUAUUUCCUUUUAACACUUACCUUGUACUAUACAUUGUAUAAUAUGGAACUCAUAUAUUACUAGUUAGUCCAGUCACAUAAAAUUUCAGGUAUUCAUUCA
Molecule: messenger RNA, 1076 nt
Organism: Medicago truncatula (barrel medic)
Lineage: Eukaryota; Viridiplantae; Streptophyta; Magnoliopsida; Fabales; Fabaceae
Exons: 8
Coding region: 190-921 (243 amino acids)
Source: RefSeq, a predicted model, not a curated record